Messenger RNA from Ictalurus punctatus (channel catfish), 1852 nucleotides. RefSeq names its product neuronal calcium sensor 1a (gene ncs1a). The transcript has 8 exons. NCBI's taxonomy places the organism in Eukaryota, Metazoa, Chordata, Actinopteri, Siluriformes, Ictaluridae. The record is from RefSeq and is a predicted model, not a curated record. Gene Ontology annotation, molecular function: calcium sensitive guanylate cyclase activator activity; calcium ion binding. The coding region runs from base 525 to 1097 and encodes 190 amino acids.
GUAGACAGGGUGUGUGUGUGUCUAGAGAGAUACAGAGAGAGAAAGAGUUAGAUAGCUUGCAUAUAAAAGGGGGCGGAGCUUUUAGUUGUCAGGGACAACGGCGUCAACACAGUCGGGAGAAAGGCAGUGUGCGGGUGCGCGCUUUGUGUCCACACCGUGUUCUCCACACAGACCUGAGGAAAUUACUCAGGGACAGGAUCUUCUCCUGGGCUCGAGCUCUCAGACACUUAUUGCUGUUAACGUAAAAAGGAGAGGAGAAGGAACAAGAGAUACGGGAUUAAGAUUUAUUUUUACACACCUUCUCUUUCAUCACGCGUUUAACUCGCAGCAGCAGCGGCAGCAGCGUGCUCUCCACAUUUCUUUAUUCUGUCUCUUUUACAUCGUUUCCCCUUCUGUAUGUCUGUGUGGGAGAAAAAAGGAGACAACGUAAUGCUUUCAUAAAUGUGAAUGGGAAGAAGUGUGUGCAGCGAUUUUAGGGAGCGUGUGGACACGUAGAGAGAGAGAGAGAGAGAGAGAGAGAGAGGAUGGGAAAAUCCAACAGCAAACUCAAGCCAGAGGUGGUGGAGGAGCUGACCAGGAAAACCUACUUCACUGAAAAAGAAGUCCAGCAGUGGUACAAGGGUUUUAUUAAGGACUGUCCCAGUGGGCAACUGGACUCAGCUGGCUUUCAGAAAAUUUACAAGCAGUUUUUUCCCUUCGGGGAUCCCACCAAGUUCGCUACAUUUGUCUUUAACGUCUUUGAUGAGAACAAGGAUGGACGCAUUGAAUUCUCUGAAUUCAUCCAAGCACUUUCUGUCACCUCCAGAGGAACACUGGAUGAAAAACUUAGAUGGGCCUUUAAACUUUACGACCUUGACAAUGAUGGCUACAUAACUCGAGAUGAGAUGCUGAACAUUGUGGAUGCUAUCUACCAGAUGGUGGGAAACACAGUGGAGCUACCAGAGGAAGAAAACACCCCAGAGAAAAGAGUGGAUCGCAUUUUCGCUAUGAUGGACAAGAAUGCAGACGGGAUGUUGACACUACAGGAGUUUCAAGAGGGCUCCAAGGCAGAUCCUUCCAUUGUACAGGCGCUGUCACUCUAUGAUGGUCUUGUGUAGCCAGACUUCAACAUGGCACACAGCCACCUCGACAAUCCAUUUUUGCCAUCCUGCUUGCUCUGUGAGAGAAGCUGAUGUGUUCCUUGCUUUCCCACACUUGCUUGGACCAUGUACUGCAUUGGCGCAUUGUGGGGGAUGCUUGUGGAUACGUCUCAGCUGUCAAUUAUUCAUCUGCAUAGUCAAAGAAAAACACAGGUCAAGACAACAUUACAGUGCCAUCUUCUGCAGAAUUAUUCUCCAGAUUCUUGUGAAUAUGAUGACUUAAGUAAUUUCCUUUAAAGGAGAGAGAAGCACCCAUGCAUGAGCAGUGCACAUAUAAAAAUCAGUAUAUUACUGAAUACCAGUAGACCCGUCCAUUUUAUUUUGUUUGGUGGAGCAAGAUGAAGACAUUCAGACACAUCAAACUCAUGAGGGGCCUCCAAACAGGACAACAUGUUCCACUUUCCAUAUAAGUAUAUAAUAAAUGAAUAAAAAUUUAAACUGUGUUAUUGAAUUGUAGAUUAUGGACAAUGACAUGAAAGGCUGUGAUUCACUGGACCUGAUAGGCCAGUCUUUUUGAAGAUAAAGUGAAAAUGUAUUAUACUUGGUUUCAUGUAUACAGACAUGCAUCCAGUAUUUAAUUACCUAUUUAUGUCAUUGUUUUAAACUGUUCUGAUCACAUGUGUGGUGUAAAUUACUGCUGCAACAUGUGCUGCUCUUGUGAUGCUUCUCUGAUCAUACCGGGGCGUGUGACUUGCAUUAAACUCUGAUAUGGU